UCAUCCUGAACCAAAAACGUUGAGAAAUCAACCCCUUGGUUUCAGUAUCUCUUUCUCUUUCUCAAGUCUUCAAACCAAGCGUCCUCUCUCUCUCUCUCUCUCUACACUUUCUCUCUCUUCCUGGCUUCGCCAUCUCCAAGAAUCGAACAAUCACGGUUUGAACCUCUCCGCCUCCGCCACACAGAUCCACAGAGCUCCGAUCUCAGUCUCAAUUGCCUCGUUUUCGGAAUGCCAUUGUUGUUGAUCGCUUGAGUGUUGAAUUGUUGCCUUGAAUUUGACUCUGAUUGUGGAGAGAAAGAGAGAGAGUCUGAGUUUCACAGGUUUUUGAUGGGAGCCGUGCCUUCAACGCCGCGCUGGGGCAGUGCUGCGCGGCCUCAAGACACGGCGGAGUACCUAAUCGGAACGUUCGUCGGCGAAAAAUCGUUCCCUCUCGCCUCCGAUUACUGGCAGAAAUUGCUCGAGCUUCCUCUCGACCUCGACUGGCCUGCUCACCGUGUUCGUCAAGCCUGCGAGGUUUUUGCACAGAACAACUAUUACACAAGGCACCUUGCAAAGAUAUUGAUUCACCUUGCGUGGUGUUUGCAAGAGUGUGCUUCUACUUCUGGUGCGCUGCCAUCUGCUUUUAUGAAGGCUUUUAAUGCAACAUACAUCUCAUCUGUAUUCCUGAAGCAUUUAAUUGAAAAUGCCAAAAGCGACACUUUUGAAGAAUUAUACCUGUCCAUAGGCGAGAGUGAAGCAGUACCGAAUAAUUCCUUGCGAGAUCAGAACAUUGCAAAUCUUGUUAUCCAUAGUUUGCUUAGCUUUAUUGGAAAAGUAGAUGUAAGUCCCAACACGUAUCUCCUACACCACGAAGUGCUCAACUUUAUGCUCGUUGCGAUGUCAACUCAGCUUGUUUCUGGUCCAUCACCUGGACCGAAGGAUAUUCAUCCAUUCAUUGAUGUGGCAAUGGUUCAGGAAAGCUCUUUGGUUGGGUUGGUUGUUCACAAACUGCUACUUAAUUACAUCUCACAGCCUCGCUUGCCCUUAAAUAGUGCAUCGUAUAACAUGUUUCCUGAAGGAAAUCACAUUAGUGUUCUACACAGAGUUGGUUCUGCGGCUGCAAGUUUUGUGUUAUUGCCAUUUAGUUACUUUGUCAGUUCAAGUGGUGAGGCUUCUCGAAGUGCAUUGGCGGACAGCAGUCUUCAUGUUUUACUUACUCUCAUUCAUUACCGUAAAUGUGUUUUGGAUGCGAGUGUGAAAGAUAAAAGUGAUGACAGUGCCACUUCAGAGUUUGUUCUAAAAGAAAAUACAUAUUUUUCUGAAAACCCUUACUGCAAGGCCUUAGAAAAUGCUAGGGACAUCGAAAUUGAUCGUGUUGAUAUCGAGGGGAAUGCACACAGUGGUCCACUUGUGAGAUUACCUUUUGCUUCUCUCUUUGAUACUCUUGGCAUGUGCUUGAAUGAUGAGACUGCUGUCCUACUGCUUUAUUCACUGGUGCAUGGGAACUCUGAUUUUUUGGAGUAUGUUUUGGUGCGAACUGAUUUGGAUACACUGUUGGUGCCCAUGCUGGAAGCGCUGUAUAAUGCUUCAAAAAGGACAUCCAAUCAAAUCUAUAUGGUGCUGAUUAUCCUUCUAAUACUCAGUCAGGAUUCUUCUUUCAAUGCCAGCAUUCACAAGCUGGUAUUGCCUAGUGUUCCAUGGUACCAAGAACGCCUGCUCCAUCAAACAUCUCUCGGUUCCUUGAUGGUCAUAAUUCUGAUAAGGACUGUGAAGUACAAUUUAUCUAAGCUGCGGGAUGUUUAUCUCCACACAAAUUGUUUGGCAACUUUGGCUAACAUGGCACCCCAUUUCCACCGUUUGAGUGCAUAUGCUUCACAGAGACUUGUUAGCCUUUUUGAUAUGCUCUCACGCAAGUACUCCAAAUUAGCGGAGCUGAAAAAUGAUAAGAUGCAUAUAGGGUAUGGUGAAUCAAUAGGGGGAGACAGCCUUCCAGAAGAUUCGUCAACAGAAUUGCAUAUUUAUACCGACUUCCUGAGAAUUGUUUUGGAAAUAUUAAAUUCAAUUCUGACUUAUGCCCUUCCGCGUAAUCCUGAGGUUGUAUAUGCGAUUAUGCACAGGCAAGAGAUCUUUCAGCCUUUCAAGAAUCAUCCACGCUUUAAUGAGCUGCUUGAGAACAUAUUUACUGUCUUGGACUUUUUCAAUAGCCGUAUGGAUGCCCAAAGAGUGGAUGGUGAAUGGUCCGUGGAGAAAGUUCUACAAGUCAUAAUCAUCAAUUGUCGAUCUUGGCGGGGUGAUGGCAUGAAGAUGUUUACUCAAUUACGUUUUACAUAUGAACAAGAGAGCCAUCCUGAGGAGUUCUUUAUACCUUAUGUGUGGCAGCUAGUUAUAUCUCGCAGCGCUUUGGAUUUUGAUCCCAGGAGCAUAAACCUGUUCCCAGUUGAUCUGCCUGUAGAAGAUAGUUUUGAAGGAGUAGAAGUCGACAAGCAUCAAAAUGCCGAGCUAAAUGGGGAUGCUGUUCAGGUUUGAUCCGUCAAAGGUGUGACAGAACACAACCCACUAAAAAAUGAUAAUGUUUCUUAGUGAAUAUGUAUAUAAAUAAAUAGUUAAAAAAAAAUUCUCAUUCUUUUUUUAUGUUUAUACAUACGAGAGAUUGCAGAGGGCCUUUCUGUGUAUAGUUGAAUUUGAGAUACCACCCAUGUAAGGAAUGAGAGAGGUUUACUUGAGUCAUUUUCCAUAGUAUAGUUGCUCAAUUUGGUGAAGCUUUCUCCAUAUUUAUUGGGAAACUGCACGUUGAGGAGGGAACGCACACAAGACAUGAAGAAAGUCACAUAUUGUUCUUCCUUUUUCUUUA
Molecule: messenger RNA, 2830 nt
Organism: Camellia sinensis
Lineage: Eukaryota; Viridiplantae; Streptophyta; Magnoliopsida; Ericales; Theaceae
Biological process (GO): Golgi organization
Cellular component (GO): Golgi apparatus
Source: RefSeq, a predicted model, not a curated record